CUGUAAUGUCCACACCCACUGGCUUCCUCUUGGAACCACCCUUAUAUUCUCAGCCCAGCCUUCCUACAGUGUGGUUACUCGUGGUCCUGGAGAUGUUUCUUGAGGUUCUGCUGCUGCUACUCUCCAGGGUGAGGCAAGUGCCCUAGUCCCAGUGACCAUGAGCAAUGGCUCAUCCCUGACCAUCAUUGAGGGUCAGUUCCUGAACCUGGUCUGCGUGGCUGACAGCAACCCCUCGCCCCCUGCAUCUCUGAGCUGGUUACAGAAGAGAAAGGGCCUGAGUUCCUCUCAGGUCUCAGCAUCUGGGGUCCUGGAGCUGUCCCCUGUAGGGUCUGAGGAUGGAGGUGAAUUUACCUGCCAAGUUCAUCACCCUCUGGGCUCCCAGUGCUUUUCUUUACACCUAUUUGUGCAGAAAUGCCCAUCUUUCUACCUGUGUGCAUCUGAGAAGCAGGAGGGCUUCUGUCUCGUGAUCCUCCCUCUUGUCACUGUGCUUGCCAUGGGAGGCAGCAUCGUCCUCACCUAUGUCCUCACAUGGGCAUACUACACCAGCCAUGGACAUGAAGAUCCUCUGGACAGAUGUGGGGAUGUUCCUGUUUUCCCUGGAAAUUGUCAAAUCACAUCAACAGUGACCUCAAGAACCGGUCCCUGUGUUCCACAUCCAGUCCUCAGGCAAGUGCCAGAUUUUGGGGACUUCUCCAAUUGCUACCCCAAAGUUACCUGCUGAAGCUUUUGUAAAUGGGGAGGCGAUGAGUGGUUGAGGGCGGGGAAGGGGAAAAAUCAAGUUCUCUCACAAGCAGGUACAAAUUUUCUCCAAUGAAUGUGACCCAUUAUGUAUAUCUAAAAUGUACCAAUAAAAUCUGAUUUUAAAAAAGCA
Molecule: messenger RNA, 871 nt
Organism: Cavia porcellus (domestic guinea pig)
Lineage: Eukaryota; Metazoa; Chordata; Mammalia; Rodentia; Caviidae
Product: sialic acid-binding Ig-like lectin 14
Exons: 4
Coding region: 158-721 (187 amino acids)
Biological process (GO): cell adhesion
Cellular component (GO): plasma membrane
Molecular function (GO): sialic acid binding
Source: RefSeq, a predicted model, not a curated record